Messenger RNA from Nymphaea colorata (pocket water lily), 1469 nucleotides. Its product is annotated as PI-PLC X domain-containing protein At5g67130-like. The transcript is spliced from 8 exons. The record is from RefSeq and is a predicted model, not a curated record. Gene Ontology annotation, biological process: lipid metabolic process. Bases 1 to 1182 code for a protein of 393 amino acids. Gene Ontology annotation, molecular function: phosphoric diester hydrolase activity. NCBI's taxonomy places the organism in Eukaryota, Viridiplantae, Streptophyta, Magnoliopsida, Nymphaeales, Nymphaeaceae.
AUGGCAGCGCUUGCUCAGACAAUUAUAUCAGGCUGCGUUGGUGCAGGCAGCAAUAGGGAACUACAGAAGGCGUUAUCAGCGUUGUGCAUGAUUUGCUGCUUCGUUGUGGGUGUAGAAUGUCUCUGCUUCAAUGGCAGCUGUCAGGCAAGAAGCUCAUCAUGCUUGGAAGAGGGAAACUGCGGAUCUGGGUUUCAGUGCCAGCAGUGUCCUGCAAGAGGAAUUCUUGCUCCCAGAUGCACACGGAUCCGUCCCACCAAUCCUCUGUCUCAUGUGAAAUCUCUCCCCUUCAACAGAUACACAUGGCUCACCACGCAUAACUCGUAUGCCGUUCAAGGGAUGAAGGACGUGGGGGGCGUUCCAAGGCUUUCACCAUCGAACCAACAAGACUCAAUUCUAGGCCAACUCCAAAAUGGUGUGAGAGGACUGAUGUUGGACAUGUAUGACUUUGAAGAUGACAUCUGGCUGUGCCAUUCAUAUGGUGGCCACUGCCACAAUUUCACUGCAUAUCAAAGAGCUAUUGAUGUGCUGAUAGAGAUAAGAGAUUUCAUGAGGUCGAACCCUGAGGAGAUCAUUACCCUAUUCAUUGAAGACUAUGUGAAGGUACCACAAGGACUCAGCAGACUCUUCUUUGAGGCUGGUUUAAACGAGUUCUGGUUCCCGGUGACGAGAAUGCCGAAAUAUGGAGUCGGCGAUUGGCCGACAGUCUCUAAUAUGAUAAAGAGGAACCAAAGGCUGGUGGUGUUCACUUCCAAGAUGAACAAGGAGGAUUCUGAAGGCAUUGCUUAUCAAUGGACAUACGUGGUCGAGAAUCAGUAUGGUGAUGAAGGGAUGAGGAAGGGUGUUUGUCACAACCGGCAAGAGUCAUACCCAAUGAUGGUUAGUCUUUCACUUAUAUUGAUGAAUCACUUUCCAAGCCUCGCCGAUUACACCGGCUCCUGCCAGCACAAUUCUGCCGAGUUGAUGCAGAUGAUGCGCACUUGCUAUGAAGCUGCCUCCAGUCGCGUCCCCAACUUCAUUGCCGUUGAUUUCUACAAGAGAAGCGAUGGAGGAGGAGCUCCAGAAGCCGUAGACCAGGCAAACAGACAACAUCUGUGCCGUUGCUGGGAUGCAGCUCACUGCAAGGUUCUAAGCCUACUGCCUACCAGAACAAUCUCGUAUAAUCUUCACGGCAUUUUUCCUUGAAUCAAACCCAAUCAAUUGGAUUUGUUCAUGUUGCUGUCAUUCUUGCCGCAGAUGACUCGCUGGACUGCAAUCUGUAAGAAGGAUGGCCGGACACCAUUUGAAGUUGGCAGCCAAGCGCGUAAAGCAGCUUCGAUGAGCCUCAUUGUGCUGUUGCAGAUCUCCUUAUUCUUGCAUCUGAGAUGAAUCCCGAGUACCAACCAAGAAGUUUUUGUACAACAUGGAUGAAGCCGAAAGCUGGUAGAAUCAGACGACUGGGCCACCACAUCUCAUUUGUCAUCAGAGCUUCC